Acanthocheilonema viteae is the source of this 1113-nucleotide messenger RNA. NCBI's taxonomy places the organism in Eukaryota, Metazoa, Nematoda, Chromadorea, Rhabditida, Onchocercidae. The record is from the annotation of a GenBank genome assembly.
AUGGUUCGGCACGCAAUACUAAAAAGCAAAGACGUUGAUGAAAUCAUAGAAAACUUGUCGCGUUUGGAUGAUCAAGAAUUUGAUAUACACGUGGAGCAUCAUAGCAAGUAUGUUUUCAACGAGAAGCGUAUCAAAUUUAAGCAGACUUACAACGAAGUAAUCAAUUUAUAUAAGCAAGAAAAGCGAGAAGAUAAAGUAAAGGAGUUGGAACAAAAAAUGCUUCAAUACGAAGCAGAGAGAGCUCGAAAAAUACAACAGUAUAAUGCAUUGCGAUUUUCGCUGGAAGCUAACCCUGUAGAAAUUCCAUUGCCAGAUGGCAGCUCAAUACCUAAUGCAGCAAUGACACCUAUAAUACCUGUCAUACCGGUCCAAUUUUUGAUGCCGCAAGCACGAGCUGGUAUUCUAAAAAAUUCACACAUCACUCGGGAUAUAAGCGACCGAACAGAACCACCAGGACCUCCUUGCGGUCUGCCACCACUAAUUGGUUAUGAAGAUGAUGAAGAUGAAACUCCCUCUAAAAGACGCGUACGCUUUGAGGAAGACAUUUCACACAGCUUUAUAAGGGACGGUAUCGAAGCAGCUGAUGAUGAUUUUGGGCCUGUUGAAAUUCCCAUGGAAGUGUUGCAACAUAGCCAAAUGGCCGAUAUCGACAGUACGAGAUCUAUACCCAUACUGGCACCUAUCAUUCCGCAACAACCUUUGUUACGUGCACCGCCGUUACCUCCCAACAUGUUGCCACCUCCUCCUCGUCUUCCCCUUCGUGUUCCGCCUCCUCCACCUCACUUUCGAAUGCCGAUCCCAUUUAUACGUCCAUCAGGAACCAGUUCUGUAAUAUCGGCAGAGCCAGUAGUUCGACGAACAGGAGGGACUCCAAUGAAAGAUAGCGGAGAAGCUACAAUUUCAGCAGAGCCAAAAUUGAGAGACUUGACAAAAGAAGUUACAAAACUCGUACCAACAGCACUUCGAAUUAAUCGAAGCAAGCAUCAACCAAAAAAGACCAUCAACAAAUUCAAUAUGAUGGGAAUACAGAUCGAAUCAGCACAAAGGAAAGAAGCAAAAGAUACAGACGAGGCUUAUGCUGAUUUUAUGAAUGAAAUUUCUUCUCUUUUAUAA